Molecule: messenger RNA, 2700 nt
Organism: Penicillium antarcticum
Lineage: Eukaryota; Fungi; Ascomycota; Eurotiomycetes; Eurotiales; Aspergillaceae
Product: CeGAL family transcription factor
Exons: 5
Coding region: 1-2700 (899 amino acids)
Biological process (GO): regulation of DNA-templated transcription; DNA-templated transcription
Molecular function (GO): zinc ion binding; DNA-binding transcription factor activity, RNA polymerase II-specific; DNA binding
Source: RefSeq, a predicted model, not a curated record
AUGAGCAGCUUACAUUUCCCAUUAUGGAGAGAGCAACAGAGCCUCUUUAAUUUAUCAUGCGCCGAUGCUGAGACAUGUAGUCAGCUAUCCAACGUGGAAAACCCAGUAUCGCAACUCCAUCGUCGCAACGUUGAUCUUGGUGGCAAGAAAAUGGCUAUUCCGCGACUUGCGGAAGGUGCUGAGUCGGCUUUCACCUCACCUGGUAGAUUUCAUCGUCGACAUGUUCGUCGAGCUUGCGAGUCUUGCAGACAGCGAAAGACGAAGUGUACUGGCGACAAGUCUGGAUGUCGCAACUGCAGAGAAGCUGGAAUCAUCUGUUGCUAUACUGAUGGCAAAAGAGAAAAGUCCAAACGACAACUUGCGAGCUUGUCGGCAAAGGUACACGCCUAUGAAGAUGUUAUCAGCAAGCUAAGCAACCGCUUUGGAGUCUCCGAUGAGCAGCUUGUGAACAUAGCCCUAGCAGCGGACUCGGCCCCGGACGUGGCCCUCAACCCAGAUGCAUCUCUUACAGCAGGGGGAGACCAAAGAGUCAUCCUUUGGCGCUCUGGCUCUGAGCCACAAACCUCCCGAGCUUCAUCAGUUAGUCCUCUGGAAUCUGGAGGCCAGACAGAGGAAGACUUCAACAGAAAUGAAACUGCACGGGCAACAGGAUUCAUCGGAAAAAGCUCCGAAAUCACUUGGCUUCAGCGGCUCAGCAAAGAAGUUAACAACGAAUGUGAAGCAUGGCCUUCCACACUUCCCAACACAGAUGAUAUUAACGGGCUGCCUUCACCAACUUUGACUCCUCGACCAGACAAUCCCAGCGACCCUUGGGUGGUGUGUUCCAAUUACUACGUUGACGAUACGGAUAUUCCAACUGCGGAUCAUGGUGGUACCUAUGCAGUUCCAUCUCGUGAGCCAGCGACCAAAUUGCUUAAUGUCUAUCUGACCUCUGUGCAUCCUUCAUUUCCAAUCAUUGGAAUUUCGACGUUUGUCUCCCAGUUUCAGGUAUUUUUCAGUCAGCCAGCUCUCAAACCGGGAAAUAAGUGGCUCGCCAUAUUGAAUAUGAUAUUUGCUAUUGCGGCAAAGUACGGCCAUUUGACCAAUUCAGAAUGGUUGGAUGAAGAUGAUGAUCAUCAGUUGUACUUUUCAAGGGCGCGGGCUUUGAGUCUCGAAGAUCAGAUCCUGCAUCAUCCUGAUCUGCAGCAGCUGCAAGUUGAAGGACUUACUUCGUUCUACUUGACUGGCGCGGGACAAAUCAAUCGGGCCUGGAAAUUAUCUGGGAGUGCAAUUCGUGGAGCGUUGGCUCUUGGAUUGCAUCUUCGUAAUGUAGGCGCGAGCACUUCUGAUACUUCCAAGGAGAUCCGAUAUCGAGUAUGGUGGUCACUGUAUGACCUGGAGCAUCUCCUGACUGUCAUGACUGGUCGUCCCUCGUGUGUUAUUGAUAGUUCUUGCACUACACCCAUGCCGGUACCUUUUGACGAAAGUGAUUUCCAGAAAGAAGAAGUCGCCCGACUAAUCAGUACAGAUAGACGAAGCUCCUCAGUUUACUACGACCAAAUGCCAGCCCGCAACAGCGCCGAGGACCGGGAGUCAACAGUGGACUCCGAAUCAAAUGAUGCGCCUGCAGAAAGCGAGAUAAAAAUGAACAGAGCAGAGUAUCUCAAGAGCCUGCCGCCAUGUAUUUCAUUCUACUUCCUGCAGCUGUCCUCAUUGACCAGCAUCUCCAAGCGGAUGACAGUCAAGCUCUAUAGCCCAGAAGCACUACAAUCACCAUUGGCAAGCACCGAGUUUACCAUCCAAAGCCUAAUGCUCGAGAUCGAUUCAUGGUUUAUGAACCUUCCCCCAGCUUACGAUUUCACCUCGACACAGACAUCCCAAUGCCCCAUCAACCAGCGCAUGGGUCUAGCAUUCCUAUUUUACAGCACCAAAAUCGGUAUCACUCGACCAUGUCUGUGUCGCCUAAGACAAGCCGAGUCAGAAGACGACAAGACACACGAGUUCUGCAACAAGACUGCCGCAGAGUGUGUCGAAGCCGCGUGCCACAUGAUAAUGUUGUUUCCUGAUACACCAGACGCAGCCCUGCUUUACCGCAUGGCACCAUGGUGGUGUACCCUCCAUUACCUGAUGCAGGCAGUCACAGUUCUCCUCCUGGAGCUGGCAUUCCGCGCCCAACACGUCCCCGAAAAGGCUACUGCGGUAUCUAAAGCAGCGAAAAAGGCAUUGGAUUGGUUGUCCGCUCUAUCAAUGACUAGCCUUGCUGCUGAGCGAGCCUGGAGGCUUUGCGAUGGAUUCCUUCAACGUCUAGCGCCACACAUUGGAAUCAAUGUCAACGAAGAGAGCUCUGCAAAUACUCUCUUCUCUGACACCAUAGACCCUAUGGGGAUGGAAGAUCCAACCGGUGAUUUGUCAUUGGAUGUAUCGGCUCAUUUACCUUCAACUGCAGCUGUCGAUGCUAUUGUCGCAGAGUUGAAUCCUAUCACCUGCUCGCCAAUGGAACAAUCUGAUACGCCGACUGGAAUGCAGGAGCCGUACGACCUCGAAGUACCAGAUCUUUUGGAUCAAUUCGUCAAGCAAGAAAAGGAUCUUUCGGAUCGCAGUCCUUACGAUGAGUAUUUCCCUUAUGACCCUGCUACAGGUCAGAUUACGGGUUCUUUCUUCCCAUCUGAUGGAAAUGUGGAUCUUGAUAUGGGGUAUUUCUGGGGUGAUCCUGUCUGCUGA